Messenger RNA from Paramecium octaurelia, 3281 nucleotides. The record is from the annotation of a GenBank genome assembly. Lineage: Eukaryota; Ciliophora; Oligohymenophorea; Peniculida; Parameciidae.
AUGAGAAGUUCGGCAUUAGUCAUAUGUAUACUAGUGUUGGGAAGUGGUAAUUUUGUAUAACAUUCUAGCCCUAUCUGCUGAAUUGGAUUUGGGUACAUCCUUAUUAUCUAUGGAUUUAUCUGAUGUGGCCCUUCUGGACACCACAUCGAUGAGUUGUUCGACACCCCAGAAUGAGUUUGAGAGAGUCUCAGCUUAAAUGGCAGCUUGGGCUGAUAUUGUUCAACAUAAGGAUUCCUUGCAUAGAGAUAUCGAUAGAUUAGAAGCCAUCAAAGAGCUCAUUCAAAAGAGAAAGUUCAAAUCAUUAGAGAAAUAGCUGAAUAAAUUGGAAUUGCCAAAGACAGAAAGCAAAAUCGGAGAGCCUAUUUUGGCAGAGUUCAGACAAAAACUUAAAGGACUAAGCAAUCCAGAAACUGCUGAUGAAUGUGAAGCAACCUUACUAAAAUUAUGCAUCUAUCUUCUCAAAUAAUUUAACAGUUGCAGAUAACAAUGCCAAUCUAAUCCUGUGACAGUCAUUAAAAUCAAGGGAAAGAUCAAGGAUUUAUAAGUCGUCCAAUAAGGCUGUGGAUAACCUGCACCAUGUGAAGAUGAACCAGGAGUACCUGAGGAACCUGUCCCAGAAGUUCCUGAAGUUCCUGAAGUUCCAGAAGAGAAAGGACCCGAAGAAAAGGAUGUUCCCCCUGAAGUUGAACCACAACCACCUACUCCACCUGGAGAAGAAGAAAAGCCAGAAAUUCCAGAUGAAAAAGGUCCUGAAGAAAAGGAUGUUCCACCUGAAGAUGAACCAUAACCACCCACACCACCUGGAGAAGAUGAGAAACCAGAAAUCCCUGAUGAGAAAGGCCCUGAAGAGAAGGAUGUUCCUCCUGAAGAUGAACCUCAACCACCUGCCCCACCAGGAGAGGAAGAAAAACCAGAGAUUCCUGAUGAGAAGGGUCCAGAAGAGAAGGAUGUCCCACCUGAAGAUGAACCAUAACCACCUGCUCCACCAGGAGAAGAAGAGAAACCAGAAAUCCCUGAUGAGAAGGGUCCAGAAGAAAAACAUGAAGAAGGUGAACCUCCUAUUGAACCACCUGUUGAACCAAAUCCUGAAGAGAGUCCUGAAGAAGAAGGAGAGAUUCCUGAUGAACCACCCGUCAAUCCAAAUCACGAAGAAUCCCCUGAAGAAUCAACAGAAGAAUGGGUUGAAGAAAUCGAAGAGGAAUUCGAAGAAUUUGAAGAACCACCUAUUGUUGCUCCUCCCAUUGAACCACCCAGCGCUGUUGAAAAGGCUUGUUUGAAUUCAGUAAACGAGAUUGUUUAUACAUCUUCUGUUGAUGAAGCUACUCCAUUAGUCAAUAAAUAAUUGGAAGGUGACGAUUUAAGUUGUUAUGGAUUUGGAUUUUACGCUAGAUGGCUUUAAGCUUAUCCAACAUUCUUGGUUCAUGGAAGAUAGUCUGAAAGAUAUUUCGUUGCAAGAGUCUCUGAAUCUGAACACACAACUGGUGAAGUUACUGAUAAUGCCUUGAGCGUAUAUUUGACUAAAGAAGGUUUGGAAUUCCAAUCCUAUGACAGUUAAGGAUUAUCGACAACAGUAGUUUAAGUUGGUGACAUCGAAGGUAAAUGGGUUUAUGUUUAUUACUCAUAUUGCAAUGAAAAAGCAGUCGCAGUUGUAAAUGAAGAUGGAAAGACAACAUUGAACGAAAUUAAUGUUAGCCAUGAAAAACCAUCUCAAUUGUAUUUCUAAUUGGCAGGUCAACAAGGGGAUGUUCCAUCAUUCUAAGGUCAAUUCAGAUUGGUUUAAGCUAAUGUUGGUCAAAGUGUAUUCAUUGGAACAGAAACAGAAGCUAAUGAUUUCGUAUUUGCUUGUAAUCACUUACCUGAAGAGAAAUGCGAAAGGUAGAUCUCAAAUCUUCAUGAUUUCGAAUUCCAUGGUGCUGAUUCCUAAUUUGAUGCAUCAUCUGUCGUUGAGAAUGCUGAUCCAAUUUAUGCUCAAGAAUACUCAGUUUCUGGUUGGUUCAAAUGGUACCCAGUUCAAAAUCCAGAAUCCUGGUAUUCAGCAUUCAGAUUGACAUUGAAUAAUCUUGCAUCCAAUCAAAAUGCAAAGCAAUUGGGAGAUAGAGAUUUGGCAUUAUUCGUAGGAAGUGAAAAGAAGGAUUCAGUCUUGGCUUUCACCACAUAUACUUACUCAGACUUAUACGGAAAUGGUAACCCAACUUAUUGGUAAGCCAUCCCAUAUGAAAAGGAUUUAGUUCAUUGGCAUUACAUUUACUUCGGAUUCAGCAGACACAUCUCUAAAGCUUAUGGUUAUGUUGAAUUCUUCACUAGAAAGGGAGAAGUCCACUUUGAAAAUGUCAAGCACUUUGAUGCUCCUCACAAAUACUUGUAUGUCGGACAAGAUCAAUUCUAUAAAUCAUACAGUGGUAAAAUCUUCAAUCUCCAUUACAACCUUUGCGAUGGUUCAUACAGAGAAUUGAAAUACGAUGAACAUUGGGGAUACACACCUAAACCAACCGAUCCAGUCCCUCCUCCUCCAGCCCCCGUUCCUGAAACACCAUCUGAACCUGCAAGUGAAGAAGAAUGGGCUGAACCACCUCUCCCAUCUAUCCCAUCUGAACCUGAAGAUGAUGUCCCUUAUGAACCUGAACCUGAAGAUAAACCACUCCCAAUUCCAUCUGAAAGUGAAGAAGAAACUCCAGUUGAACCCCCUGUCGAACCACCCGUUGAACCAGAAGAAGAAACUCCAGUAGAUCAUGAGGAAGAACCAGAAAUUCCUGAUGAACCUGUACCUGAUCCAGCUCAUGAGGAAGAGCCAGAAGUUCCCGAAGUUCCAGAGGAAACAUCAGAGUCAGAAGAAACUGAUGAACCACCUGUUGAACCACCUGUUGAACCACCUGUUGAACCACCCGUUGAACCACCCGUUGAACCACCUGUUGAACCAUAACCACCUGCUCCAGUUCCUUAACCAAAGUAGAUUUAUUUAUCAUCUUAUUUCUCAGAUGUCCACCCACCAUUGAAGUCAAUAAAGACAAUGCUGCUGACAUUUUAUGUGAAUUAUCACACUAUUUGGGUGAAUUUGCUUAAGGCCAUGUACCAGUUGCUGGACCAAGCACCAAGACUGUUUGCUUCUGCAUGACUUACAAUGAAGGUUUGAUUUAAAAUGUUAUCUUAAGAUUAUGCUCCACCAACUUUAUUGCAAUUGGCAUCAAAGAUUCCAGGACAUAUCCAACUGAACGAAGCCAAAGUUGCAGUUCCAUUAUUGAAGAAAUUCAUCAAACAAAGAUAAUGAAUAUUUUUAAUAUUAA